AUGAACGGCACUUCCAUCUCGGGACCCAUGGUCCUUAAUUUCGAGCACUUGAAACGCAACGAUGUCAACUUGGUUGGCGGGAAGAAUUCUUCUCUUGGCGAGAUGAUUGGUGCCCUGAGCGCUAAGGGAAUACCGGUGCCUCCAGGUUUCGCCACGACUUCCAACAUGUAUUGGUACUAUGUUGAUGCCAAUGGAAUUCGUGACAAGCUGGCCUUGUUGGUGAAGGAAUGGGAAGCAGGCAGGCUGAGCCUUGCUGAAGCAGGCCAAAUGACCCGUAACUUGUUCCUUCACGGUAAGUGGCCGGCCGAUGCGGCAGCUGCAAUUAUAGCUGCAUACAAAGCUCUGUCAGACAAGAGAGGAGUGAAGGGUCUCAGUGUGGCCGUAAGAUCCAGUGCGACUGCUGAAGAUCUGCCUGAUGCGAGCUUCGCUGGCCAGCAGGAGACUUAUUUGAACAUCUAUGGGGAUGAAGCUCUCUUGGACGCCUGUCGUCGGUGCUAUGCUUCGCUAUUCACGGACAGGGCCAUGAGCUAUCGUCGGGUUAAGGGUUUUGAGCAAAUGGGCGUUGCACUAUCUAUCGGCGUGCAGUGCAUGGUUCGCUCUGACAUUGGCGGCUCUGGUGUCAUGUUCUCCAUUGACACUGAGAGUGGCUUCGACAAGAUCGUGCUCAUCAAUGCAGCAUGGGGUCUUGGGGAGAACAUCGUGCAGGGAACUGUCAACCCCGACGAGUACCAGGUCUUCAAGCCACUCCUAUCCAACCCCAAUCUAAGUCCCAUCCUGGAGAAGAAGCGAGGUGAUAAGGCAAUCAAGUUGGUCUACGGUGAUCAGCAGACGCCAACACGCAAUGUACCCACUUCAAAGGCAGAGCGACACGCCUUCGUGCUCAGUGACGCCGAGAUCUUGCAGCUGGGGCGAUGGGCAUGCACUAUUGAAGAACACUACGGAUGCCCUAUGGAUAUGGAGUGGGCCAAGGAUGGCAUUACUGGUAAACUAUUUAUUGUACAAGCUCGACCAGAAACCGUACAUUCGCACCAUGAUGCCGGAAUCUUCAAGACAUACAAAGUCAGUAACAAAGGACGUGUUCUGGUCACCGGACUUUCAGUCGGCGAAGCGGCUUUGUCGGGACGCGUUUGUCUUAUUUCAUCGCCAGCCGAUAUUGACCAAUUUGUUGAUAACUCUAUUCUCGUGACGGGGGCAACAGAUCCCGACUGGGUACCUGUAAUGAAACGAGCCGCAGCCAUCGUCACGGAUCACGGGGGCCGUACUUCGCAUGCUGCCAUCGUCAGCCGUGAGCUUGGUCUUCCGGCCGUGGUUGGGACAGGCAAUGCAACCUAUCUCCUGCAUAGUGGCCAAGAUGUCACUGUGUCUUGCGCAGAAGGAGACUGUGGUUUUGUUUACGAGGGAAUCUCGGAUGUAGCGAGCGAGACUGUCAGUGUCUCUGGACUGCCCGAGGUCAAGACAAAAAUCAUGCUCAAUCUUGCUAAUCCAGCGGCCGCCUAUCGCUGGUGGCGACUCCCGGCCGAUGGCAUCGGCCUCGCUCGCAUGGAGUUUGUCGUCAGUAACGCCAUUCAGGUGCACCCCAUGGCUCUUGUCCAUUUCGAUCAACUGAAGGACGCAGACGCCAAGCGACGUAUCGCCGAACUCACAGCCGGAUAUCAACAUAAGCCUGACUAUUUUGUGGACAAGCUAUCCCGCGGCUUUGCGGCCCUGUGCGCUGCCGUUUAUCCCAAGCCCGCCAUUAUUCGCUUGAGUGACUUUAAGACGAAUGAGUAUGCCGGCCUCAUUGGUGGUGCAGAGUUCGAACCGGAUGAGGAAAAUCCCAUGCUUGGCUUCCGCGGCGCCUCACGGUAUUAUUCGCCGAGAUAUCAGGAGGGCUUCGCGCUCGAGUGCCGGGCUAUCAAGCGCUUGCGCGAGGAGAUUGGCCUCAGUAAUGCGAUAGUCAUGAUUCCCUUCUGUCGUACAGUAAAAGAAGCCAGAAAGGUUUUGGAUGUCAUGGCUCGCCACGGGCUCAGACGUGGAGAACACGGCCUGCAGGUCUAUGUCAUGUGCGAGAUUCCGUCUAAUGUAAUUUUAGCGGCGAAUUUCACCGAGUAUUUUGACGGCUUUUCCAUCGGCUCCAAUGACCUGACACAGCUGACGCUGGGCGUGGACCGCGACUCUGGCGAGUUGGGUGACCUCUUUGAUGAACAAGACGAGGCAGUCAAGUGGAUGAUUUCUAGAGUCAUUUCUGUGGCGCGUGAGAGAGGUUGCAAGAUUGGUAUUUGUGGACAGGCUCCCAGUGAUCAUCCGGAGUUUGCUAAAUUUCUUGUUGAUGCGGGCAUUGAUUCCAUCUCCGUCAGCCCCGACAGCUUCUUAGCUGCCAAGAAGCAAGUUGUGGCCGCUGAAGGAGUAUCGGGAAGGGCGCAAGGCUAA
Molecule: messenger RNA, 2409 nt
Organism: Trichoderma virens Gv29-8
Lineage: Eukaryota; Fungi; Ascomycota; Sordariomycetes; Hypocreales; Hypocreaceae
Exons: 1
Coding region: 1-2409 (802 amino acids)
Biological process (GO): phosphorylation; pyruvate metabolic process
Molecular function (GO): pyruvate, water dikinase activity; ATP binding
Source: RefSeq, a predicted model, not a curated record